AUGUCGAUCGUGAGGCCCAACAGUGUGUUCGACCCCUUCUCCAUCGACCUCUGGACCGAUCCCUUCGACACCUUCCGCUCCAUCAUCCCGGCAGUCUCCGGCAACAGCGAGGCGGCCGCUUUCGCCAACGCCCGCAUGGACUGGAAGGAGACACAGGAGGCGCACGUCUUCAAGGCGGAUCUCCCUGGCGUGAAGAAAGAGGAGGUCAAAGUAGAGGUCGAGGACGGCAACGUGCUCGUCGUCAGCGGCGAGCGCACCAGGGACAAGGAGGACAAGAAUGACAAGUGGCACCGCAUCGAGCGCAGCAGCGGCAAGUUCGUCAGGCGCUUCCGGCUGCCGGAGAACGCCAAGGUGAACGAGGUGAAGGCCGGGCUGGAGAACGGCGUCCUCACCGUCACCGUGCCAAAAGCAGAGGUUAAGAAGCCCGAGGCGAAGGCAAUUGAGAUCUCCGGCUAA
Molecule: messenger RNA, 456 nt
Organism: Lolium rigidum
Lineage: Eukaryota; Viridiplantae; Streptophyta; Magnoliopsida; Poales; Poaceae
Product: 16.9 kDa class I heat shock protein 1-like
Exons: 1
Coding region: 1-456 (151 amino acids)
Biological process (GO): protein folding; response to salt stress; response to hydrogen peroxide
Source: RefSeq, a predicted model, not a curated record